Sinocyclocheilus anshuiensis is the source of this 4139-nucleotide messenger RNA. Its product is annotated as semaphorin-7A-like. The transcript has 14 exons. The record is from RefSeq and is a predicted model, not a curated record. Gene Ontology annotation, molecular function: integrin binding; semaphorin receptor binding; chemorepellent activity. Bases 104 to 2029 code for a protein of 641 amino acids. Gene Ontology annotation, biological process: negative chemotaxis; axon guidance; semaphorin-plexin signaling pathway. Gene Ontology annotation, cellular component: plasma membrane; external side of plasma membrane. Lineage: Eukaryota; Metazoa; Chordata; Actinopteri; Cypriniformes; Cyprinidae.
GAGACUAAUUGAGAUCCGUUCACUCGAGAGAGGAAGCGUUGCUAACCUGACAGAGAAGACAUGAGAGCUCGUGUUUUACGCUGCGCAGAUAAACUGUAGGACCAUGAUCCUAACACGGCAAUAUUUCUCUGUCCACAUCAAAAGGAAUUUGGCGUAUCCUUGGUUUAUUUAUGGAGCGUGCUUCCAUUGCGUCUUUUGCUCUUAUAAUCCGAGAUUAACUCUAAAACAAGAAAAUGCUCCACUUUUAUACAACAGAAAUUACAGUCAUACAGUCUUAUUCCAUCAGGAAGGAUCAAUGAGUCUGUUUGUUGGAGGAAUAAAUAAUGUUCUACAUUUUGAUGUAGGUAGUCGUCAGAUUGUGGAGAACUUUACCCUGAAUCCAAACUUAAGGUGUGGGGAGAGCCCUUGUGAAAAUGUAGUCACAAUAAUUGAGAGAUUUCAAGACUACACAUUUGUAUGUGGAACGAAUGGAGAUCAGCCAAAGUGUUGGAAACUGUUUCCAAGAGAAAGCAAUCAUUCCACAGAGGUUGUAGACGGCACAGGAAUCUCACCUUAUACAUGUUCACAAAACUCCUUGUCGCUGGUGGCAGAUGGAGAUCUCUAUGUGGCAGCUCCUCUGUACAGUGAUGGAACCCUGCUGCAGUUUCGCAGAAAAGCUGGACAACGAAACAGCGUAUGGAUGUAUGAUCAAUGGGUCUCAGAACCCACUUUUAUUUCCAGUUUUCUGGCCAAGGACAAGAAUGACCCCUUGAAUGAGAAGAUAUAUGUCUUAUUUCGUGAGAAAAAUUCAGACACGAGUCCAGAAGCGGAUCCUUGGAUAUCUAGAGUAGCCAGAGUGUGUAAGGUCGAUGAGGGCGGUCCCAAGCAGUUACUCCAGAACAUCUGGACCUCCUUUCUGAAGGCACGACUUGUGUGCGGGAUUCCUAGAGAGUCACUAUACUUUAACCGCCUGCAGGACGUUUUCAUCCAGCAUGCUGACGACUGGAGGGAUUCACAAGUGUAUGCGCUCUUCUCCAGCAGCUGGAACUCUACUGCUGUGUGCAUUUAUUCGUUGGCAGAGCUUGAUUUUGUUUUUGAGCAUUCCACCUUCAAAGGUUAUUCUGAGGCCAUCCCCACCCCAAGACCAGGAAUGUGUGUCAAACAAAGCAAUUCCAUUCCAAUUUCUACCCUUCAAAUCAUUAAAGACCAUCCAGAUAUGAAGGACUGGAUUCAUCCCAUUCAAAAAGACACACCUUUCUUCACAAGUAAUAAGAACUUCACCAAGAUAGCUGUUGACCGAGUCCAAGCUUCAGAUGAAAGCAUACACAGUGUGCUGCUGCUUGCAAAAGACAAUGGAGUGAUCCUUAAGAUCCUGGAGGACGGCUCCAAAGCAUUCAUCAUCUCUGAAACGCAUCUGUGCAAUGGUUCAGCACCUGUACAUUCAAUGAAACUUGACUCUGAGAAGAGGAAGCUCUUUGUAGGAUAUCCGGGUCAAAUUUCAGUGUUAGACCUGCAGAGAUGUCAAGACUACAAUGCUUCCUGUGAAGAAUGUGUCCUUUCCCGUGAUCCAUACUGCGCUUGGACUGAACAAGGCUGCACAUCACAAACUAAAGGAGGAAUACAAAACAUUGCUGAUGGACUCACUAAAGUAUGUCACCAAAAAUCAGAGGGAAGAUUCACAAGAGAUGUGCAACAAGCAUUGACAGCUCCAUUAGGGAUUGAACUCUCUGUGCCCACUGGCGUCCCCUUCUACCUCUCUUGUCCUGUUGAUUCCAAUCAUGCCACUUACAAAUGGGAACAUGAUCAAAAGAGCAUCCCAGGCCAGCAGACCCAAUCAGAAUGUCUCCUCCUCAUUCCAGCCAUGACGACUGACAUACAUGGCAAUUACAAAUGUACAUCCCAUGAACUCGAUUACACCAAAACUGUGAGGGAAUACAACCUCUUGAUUGGCCAAGUUAGGUCUGCUUCUAAUGAUGCUUUCAAGCUCAGAGCACAGGACUGGUUAAUGGCUGCAUUUGCCACUAGUGCCUUCUAUCUGCGCUCGCUUUAAGGUCAAGGUAGUUAUAUAAAUGUCAGUGCUUCCGUCUUCAAGCGCUUCUGAUGACCUGUAAGCUGAUUAAAACCACCAGUCACAUGUUGCCAGGCGCCAGUAGUUGGUCUUAUCAAGUGAAGUUUAUAGGGAAGUAAACACUGAAGUAAAAGAAAGCAUCCAUCCUAGCAGAUAACUCGCAUGCUUGCCAUCUGUUGAGUGGCUGUUGAAUGUAUACAAUGCAGUCCAAAGUCUGAGACCACAAUGAAAAUUUGGGCUUUCAACUUUGGAAAUUAGAAAUACUCAUCUUAGGGAACUGGAAAUUUUAGGACUUAGAAUUUUCAUGAAGUAAAAUGAAGAAGCAAUAUUUCAGUUGCAGUAUUUCUUGGUCAUAAGACACUUUUUAAACAUUCACUAGUAUCGUUACAUAAUAUAAUACACCAGUAGAUAGCAACAAGUUACUAUUUUCAUGAGUGAUUAGUUGAAUCAGCCAUUCAGCCAAUUUGUUAAAAAAUGCUAAUUCUUUCAGGAACAGAACAAUGACUGUCUUUAUGAGUGAGUCAUUGAAUUAUUCACUCAACUGAUUAAUUCAAAAACGCUAAUUCGAAACAUUCAAAAACGUUCUUUAUUGAGGAAUGAAACGCCAAUACUCUGUGUUCCUCAGAGACGCACAGCAAUUUUGCUGUGGCUUCGUUUGGAACCUUUUUCAUUAGUGGAGCAAAAACACAUACACUUGUUUAUUGGUCUGUUAAAAGCAAUUUCACACUCGCAGACGUGCUAUUAAUAUUAUUAUUAUUAUAUUAAUAUUAGAGGGGCUGUGAUUUAAACAACAGCUCUCUUGCUCACUUUUACAUUCCACUGUAUGAAUAGAAAGCACUUUAUAUUGCUCCGAUUUGUGUACUAAAUUCCUUAGUGUAAUUUAACUGGUUCAGCAUUUCGUUCAAGAACUGUAGCUUGUGUAUGUGUAUGGUGUAUGUGUUUACUGGAAAACGGCAACUUCCUCUCAUUAGUGCAGCCUAAUUUGGGAGAUUGCGUCUGUUUAUUAAAGAUUAUGUAUGGCACUCUUGUUUGCACUUGCUUACUUUCGUAAUUAAGUUCUUCUCUGUCAUUUGUCUCGUUUCAAGCAAUUGUUCCCCAAACUUUAUAGUGCUAGUGGUCCAAGAGUUUGCUUUUAUAAAGAGAAACAGAAAUAUUUGGCUGUUAUCAAAUCCAUAUAGUUGUUCAGAAAGUCUGUGAAAUUGUGGGUUGUAAUAAGGGUUAAGGAAUUCUGGGUGUGGUUAACAAAAACAAGGUCACUAUUGGGCUUCAGUGCUUUUGGCUGCUGUAUAUAGUUUAAUGAAAAUGUGCUGUGUGUACUUUUAACACAGCGUUAAAAGAGGUGAAACAUUUUCUAGAUGUGGGAUUCCAAAAUAAAUAUGCAAUGGAUCAAUUACAGCUGUCAAAAUAUGCAGCAAAUAUAUGUUCUAAAAGAAUUCUCUUAUUUUAAAAUUAUAUAUACGCAUGUAGGGAACAAGAUUACGCACCUUAUAUUUUUAAUUCAUUACAACUAUAAAUUGAGUAAUAAAGUAAGUUUGGAUGCUGUUGUGUUUGUAGGGAAUGAAAAAGGAGUGCAUUAGGCUGUAGACUUAUGAAAAUGAAGGGAAUUUUUUAUAUUCUUUGACAUGUUCACUCAAAUGUGUUGCCGUAGAAAUGUAGUUUUAUGCAAAACCAUAUUUGUCUUGCAGACAUUUAAUAUUGGCUUUAUUGUUUUCUAUGCCAUUGAUAGCAUGAAGGUAUUGCUUGUAAUGUUCUCUUUAAUUUUUUAUUUAAUGUCAUAACACAUGAAUUAUUGAGAGGGACUCAGAAUUGACAACAUGACAAAAUUUUGAAAUGCACUACUUGAUUCCAGUGCAUUUCACGUCAAUAUUACAUUAAAUUUAAUUAUUUAUCAUAUUAUACAAGGGACACUUUGUUCCUUUAUUCUUGUAAUUUGAUGCAUAUUAGUUAUAUUUUAUGAUUAAUGUUUUUGUGCACUCUGAAUCAUGUACACCUACAUCUAAAUACCUCCCAGUAUGUGACUUUUAAGCUUUUAGACACACUCUAUGUUGUACUUUAUAUUUAUUUUUAUGCAUUACUUAUGUAUUUCCUUUAA